This is a messenger RNA of Cokeromyces recurvatus, 468 nucleotides long. RefSeq lists its product as uncharacterized. Bases 1 to 468 code for a protein of 155 amino acids. NCBI's taxonomy places the organism in Eukaryota, Fungi, Mucoromycota, Mucoromycetes, Mucorales, Mucoraceae. The transcript has 3 exons. The record is from RefSeq and is a predicted model, not a curated record.
AUGAAGGUUUCCAGAAUGGCUAUGAUGUCAAAGCAUACUGUAUACGAUGAAAUUGUGCUUGAGGGUGUUAACUACAUUAAUAAUAAAUACUUUAAUCGUAUGGCCUUAGAGUGUAUAGUGGAUGAAAAAACUGUUCACAUGCAUACUAAUUUGAUAAUUUGUGAAUCAUUAGUUCUAAUUACUGUCUCCAAGAGCUGUGAACAAGCUUCAGUCAAAUCUAUUUGGGUCUUAGGUUGUCUUUUCAAUGUAAUAAAUCUCAAAGAGCUUAAGCGGGUCACACGAAAGCGAAUCAAAGUAUUUGCAAAAGUAAUGCACGAAAUUUGGCAUAGGUAUAUUCGUGGGCAUAGGUCCAAGAUCAUUUUUUUGUAUUAUCUUUGUCAAAAUUAUAAGUUCGAAGUCCGACAAUCACAAUUGAGGGAAAUAAGCCUGCGCCUUCUUACCACACUUCCUGACGCUUUCUUACCAUAA